Messenger RNA from Brassica oleracea var. oleracea, 645 nucleotides. RefSeq lists its product as uncharacterized. The coding region runs from base 1 to 645 and encodes 214 amino acids. The record is from RefSeq and is a predicted model, not a curated record. NCBI's taxonomy places the organism in Eukaryota, Viridiplantae, Streptophyta, Magnoliopsida, Brassicales, Brassicaceae. The transcript has 4 exons.
AUGUUCCUCUCCAGCACUACCACCCAGGAAGCUUCUUUUAUCUGCAAAGCUCGGAUUGUUGAGGUCUUGACCCAAAAUGGCUGGAACUAUCUCUCUUGCGUUCAUUGCAGCAAAGAAAUUGAGAAAUCUGGCGCAACUCUCCACUGCAACCGAUGCUUUAAUUCCAAUAUCACCGGUGUUGUGAGGUACCGUGUAGAAUUAUUGGUUGAUGAUGGGAAUAAUUAUGCCAUUGUUGUCGUGUUAAACAAGGAGAUGCUCAAACUCACUAAGCAAGACGCAGCUAAUCUGCCUCUCAAUGAGGUUAUUUCAAAGCCACAAACACUUAUCAAAACUGUUGCAAUCACUCAGAUCUCAAUACAACUACAGGUCAAUAGUGGUGUCAAUGGGAAACUCCCUAAAUGCAUUGAGGAACUUGAAGGGCAGACAUUUAUUUUCCAUAUACGUGUCUCGCCCAGCAAUUCGGCUUCUUCCCGCUGCCCUUUCACAGUCUCUGCAAUCAGUGGGCAGAUUACCACAGAGGAUUUCAACAACUAUGAAACCCCAGAUACUGUAAGGAAAUUCGGCGAAGCAUCCACUUCCGAUUCUGCCAGCAACACGUCAACCGUUGAAGUCGAACAAGGUGGACGCAAAGACGCACUUGAGUGA